Messenger RNA from Rhinopithecus roxellana (golden snub-nosed monkey), 3833 nucleotides. It is a transcript of the gene STXBP1, whose product is annotated as syntaxin binding protein 1. The record is from RefSeq and is a predicted model, not a curated record. The transcript is spliced from 19 exons. The coding region runs from base 198 to 1982 and encodes 594 amino acids. Gene Ontology annotation, molecular function: syntaxin binding. Gene Ontology annotation, biological process: vesicle-mediated transport; intracellular protein transport; neurotransmitter secretion. NCBI's taxonomy places the organism in Eukaryota, Metazoa, Chordata, Mammalia, Primates, Cercopithecidae. Gene Ontology annotation, cellular component: plasma membrane; secretory granule.
CCCGCGCGCGCCGGGGGCCGGGCAGCCUCGCUCUGGCUCGCGCCGCGCCCCCGCGCCCAGUCCGCGCGUCAGUCGGUCCCUAGCGCGGCUGCGGGGUGGAGAGCUGCGACCGGCCCAGCGCGCCCACCUGAGGAGGCGGCGGGGUCCGCAGGCAUCGCGGGAGGAGGACAUCGGAGCCAGGAGACUCGCGCAGCGCCAUGGCCCCCAUUGGCCUCAAAGCUGUGGUUGGAGAGAAGAUUAUGCACGAUGUGAUAAAGAAGGUUAAGAAGAAGGGGGAAUGGAAGGUGCUGGUGGUGGAUCAGUUAAGCAUGAGGAUGCUGUCCUCCUGCUGCAAGAUGACAGACAUCAUGACCGAGGGCAUAACAAUUGUGGAAGAUAUCAACAAGCGCAGAGAGCCACUCCCUAGCCUGGAGGCUGUGUAUCUCAUCACUCCAUCCGAGAAGUCCGUCCACUCUCUCAUCAGUGACUUUAAGGACCCGCCGACUGCUAAAUACCGGGCCGCACACGUCUUCUUCACUGACUCUUGUCCAGAUGCCCUGUUUAAUGAACUGGUAAAAUCUCGAGCAGCCAAAGUCAUCAAAACUCUGACGGAAAUCAAUAUUGCAUUUCUCCCAUAUGAAUCCCAGGUCUAUUCCUUGGACUCUGCUGACUCUUUCCAAAGCUUCUACAGUCCCCACAAGGCUCAGAUGAAGAAUCCUAUACUGGAGCGCCUGGCAGAGCAGAUCGCGACCCUGUGUGCCACCCUGAAGGAGUACCCGGCUGUGCGGUAUCGGGGGGAAUACAAGGACAAUGCCCUGCUGGCUCAGCUAAUCCAGGACAAGCUUGAUGCCUAUAAAGCUGAUGACCCAACAAUGGGGGAGGGCCCAGACAAGGCACGCUCCCAGCUUUUGAUCCUGGAUCGAGGCUUUGACCCCAGCUCCCCUGUGCUCCACGAAUUGACUUUUCAGGCUAUGAGUUAUGAUCUGCUGCCUAUCGAAAAUGAUGUAUACAAGUACGAGACAAGCGGCAUCGGGGAGGCACGGGUGAAGGAGGUGCUCCUGGACGAGGACGACGACCUGUGGAUAGCACUGCGCCACAAGCACAUCGCAGAGGUGUCCCAGGAAGUCACCCGGUCUCUGAAAGAUUUUUCUUCUAGCAAGAGAAUGAAUACUGGAGAGAAGACCACCAUGCGGGACCUGUCCCAGAUGCUGAAAAAGAUGCCUCAGUACCAGAAAGAGCUCAGCAAGUACUCCACCCACCUGCACCUUGCUGAGGACUGUAUGAAGCAUUACCAAGGCACCGUAGACAAACUCUGCCGAGUGGAGCAGGACCUGGCCAUGGGCACAGAUGCUGAGGGAGAGAAGAUCAAGGACCCUAUGCGAGCCAUCGUCCCCAUUCUGCUGGACGCCAAUGUCAGCACUUACGACAAAAUCCGCAUCAUCCUUCUCUACAUCUUUUUGAAGAAUGGCAUCACAGAGGAAAACCUGAACAAACUGAUCCAGCACGCCCAGAUUCCCCCAGAGGACAGUGAGAUCAUCACCAACAUGGCUCACCUCGGUGUGCCCAUCGUCACCGAUUCCACACUGCGUCGCCGGAGCAAGCCGGAGCGGAAGGAGCGCAUCAGCGAGCAGACCUACCAGCUCUCACGGUGGACUCCUAUUAUCAAGGACAUCAUGGAGGACACUAUUGAGGACAAACUUGACACCAAGCACUACCCUUAUAUCUCUACCCGAUCCUCUGCCUCCUUCAGUACGACCGCCGUCAGCGCCCGCUAUGGGCACUGGCAUAAGAACAAGGCCCCAGGCGAGUACCGCAGUGGCCCCCGCCUCAUCAUUUUCAUCCUUGGGGGCGUGAGCCUGAAUGAGAUGCGUUGCGCCUACGAGGUGACCCAGGCCAACGGAAAGUGGGAGGUGCUGAUAGGAUCCACGCACAUCCUCACCCCACAGAAACUGCUGGACACGCUGAAGAAACUGAAUAAAACAGAUGAAGAAAUAAGCAGUUAAAAAAAUAAGUCGCCCCUCCAAACACGCCCCAUCCCACAGCGGUCCACAGCUUCCCACCAUCGCCCGCCUCAGUUCCUUUGCGUCCUUUGCCUCCCCAGCCCUGCACGCCCUGGCCGGCACUGUUGCCGCUGCGUUCUCGUGUUCAGUGAUGCCCUCUUCUUGUUUGAAACAAAAGAAAAUAAUGCAUUGUGUUUUUUUAAAAGAGUAUCUUACAUAUGUAUCCUGAAAGGAGAAGUUCAUGUGCAGUUGGUGUGCAGCAGGAGAAGUUUCUGGACUGUUAGGAUGAACGGACGCCUCCUUCCCGUUAUUUAAGAUUUAUGACCUUGUACAUAGCCCUGGGUGACAUGUGCACAUUGCUUGGGUGUGGAACGGUAGAAAUGUGGGUAUUUUUAAAACCUUGUUUGGGGUCGCUCCUGUCCUUGUUGAGAAUCAUAGAGAUGUCUGUGUUCUUGGAGUAUUGCACGCUGAGGACUAAUCUGUUAUCUUCAUUCCAGUCUCUACCCCUCAGUGCCUGGUCUCAUCCAAAUAACCUGGGAGGUGAUCAUCGGGACAUCUCAGGAGGUCUGAGGUGGAACAGACCUCUUUGCCUUUCCCAGUGUCUCAUGCCCCCAGGGGUGUGGCUGUGGGUGGAGGCUGGGGUGUCCGCACGAAGCCAGGUCAGCGUCCUCCUCCACAGCCCGUAACUGCCUCCUCCCCGGCCUGUGUCCACAGUGCCGUGAUCCUGAGGGAAGUCCUCCAGUCUAAGUCACAGUGCCCCGACAGGUGAAAAGCAAACUCCUGCUGGGAGCCUCCAUCUCUUUGGAAAAACAGUCCGGAGCCUGUGGCCCAGGCCCUUCUGUCCCCAGGCAUCACCCCAACAGCUCAUUUUCCCUAGUCAGCCUUCGUUCAAGGGUCAGGAGUGAACCAGAACAGAUGGGUUCUGGAGGUACCUGAACAGAGGGUUAUGGCUGUGGAGAAGGUUCUUGGCCCAUUGGAUUCACACAGACCCUGUACCCUCUUGGCAAACAUCUUCAGUCAGAUUAUCCUCAGUUUCAGAUACUUCAUAAUACCUUAUUUUGUGUCGUGUGGGGUCAUACGUCAUCGUGUUUGUAAGAGAAGAUGGUCAUUUUAUUCUCUGUAUAAAACUUAGCUCUAAAGCAGAAACUAAAGCAGCAAAUGCAGGAAAGGCUGUCUCGCCAUCCUCAAGACUCAGCAGCUCUCAUUCUCCAGUGGUGAGCACACCAUUUGUCCUGCUGCUGUUGUCGUGAAAUAUAACAGUGGAAGUCACAAAAAUGUCCCCUGCCCAGCCCCCUCGCCGCCCUUGACCUCCCGCAAGCCAUGUGUGUAUUACUCGUCUAGUGAUGUCCUCGCAAAGUGCUGUACACGAGCUCGGCGCCACCUCCACCUCUCUUUCAGAGCCUGCUCCCCGCCCUCUCCGCUCGCUGCAUUGUGGUGUUCUCUUCUCAAGGCUUUGAAAUCUCCCCUUGCACUGAAAUUAGUCGUCAGCUCUCUCCCUGUCUCCCUCCCGACUUAUACGACCUGAUUUCCUUAGGACAGAACCGCAGGCACCCGCUCCGGGUGUCUUACUCCCGCUGCUUGUUCUGUCCCCUUCCUCGGACCAAACAGUGCUCAUGCUUCAGGACCUUGUUUGUCGAAGAUGUUGGUUUCCCUCUGUCUGUUAUUUAUAUGAAAAUAAUUUAUCAAAAGGAUAUUUUAAAAAAGCUAGUCUGUCUUGAAACUUGUUUACCCUAAAAUUAUCAGAAUCUCAGUGUUUGAAAGUAUUGAAGCACAAACAUAUAUCAUCUCUGUACCAUUCUGUACUAAAGCACUUGAGUCUAAUAAAUAAAGAAAUCAGCACCCCUUCCUGGUGUC